AGUGGCUGAAAGUUCAAUUUUUGUUGAAUUCCAUAAUUUUGUUGAAUUUCAUCUAAAAAAUUGUAAAAAUCUAUUAAUGGCGUCAUCAACUGUACGAAAAUAUAGUGCAUCUGUUAUAUUCUUCCAUGGCUCCGGUGAUACAGGACCAAAUCUGCUGGAAUGGGUCCGUUUCUUACUUGGUCGUGAAUUGGACUUUGGGCAUAUACGAAUUGUCUAUCCAACUGCUCCAACACAGAAGUAUACACCUUUAAAUGGACAACCGUCUACAGUGUGGUUUGACCGAAGAUCUGUAAACAUUGCGGCGCAAGAAAGCAGAAAGAGUAUGUCCGAGUGCUACAAUAUAGUGCAGCAGCUUAUUCAGACUGAAGUAGACAACGGUAUACCGCUGAAUCGCAUAAUUGUUGGCGGCUUUUCAAUGGGAGGCGCGUUAGCCCUACACACUGGUUACCACUUGAAUACUGACUUAGCCGGUGUUUUUGCGCACUCUUCAUUCCUUAAUCGGCAAUCGGUGGUCUAUGAAUCGCUGACAAAUCGAAAAGAACCUAUUGACACGCUUCCUGAGCUUCACAUGUUUCAUGGAGAGCGGGAUACAUUAGUUCCUAUGGAAUGGGGAAGAGAGACUUGGGAAUCAUUGAAAAAAUUGGGCGUAUCAGGCACAUUUACACCAUUGAAGAACACGUUGCAUGAACUCAAGAAUAAAUCACUUCUAGACUUGGAGGAAUGGAUACUACAAAAAUUACCACCAUUGAAGAAUGAAGUGCAAAAUAAACUUUGAUCAAAUGUUAACAUA
Drosophila innubila is the source of this 790-nucleotide messenger RNA. Its product is annotated as lysophospholipase-like protein 1. Gene Ontology annotation, molecular function: palmitoyl-(protein) hydrolase activity; carboxylic ester hydrolase activity. NCBI's taxonomy places the organism in Eukaryota, Metazoa, Arthropoda, Insecta, Diptera, Drosophilidae. The coding region runs from base 77 to 775 and encodes 232 amino acids. The record is from RefSeq and is a predicted model, not a curated record. Gene Ontology annotation, biological process: protein depalmitoylation. The transcript has a single exon. Gene Ontology annotation, cellular component: cytoplasm.